AUGGCAAAACCAGUUAAUGUCGCCGAUCUACCGUAUUAUGAUCCAGUGGUGGAUAAAAAGGUAGCUUUAGUAACAGGCGGAAAUUCGGGAAUUGGGUACUAUACUGUCCUACAUUUAUAUUUACAUGGAUUUAAGGUAUACCUUGGUGGUAGAAAUAGUCACCGGGUUAAUCAUGCAAUCAAAGAAAUCAGGCAAGAAGCAAAAGUGAGGUUACAGAAAGACAAGGAUAAUACUUUAUCAAGAAAGGUAGGACAACUUGAAUAUUUGCACAUAGAUUUAACGGAUUUAAAUUCCGUAGAGAAGGCAUGCAAGAAGUUACGCACACAAGAGACCACAUUGGAUGUUUUAAUCAAUAAUGCAGGUGUUAUGGCCUUGCCGUACGGCCUAACGAAAGAUAAUUUUGAGAUUCAAAUGCAGACUAACUAUAUUUCUCAUUUCCUACUCACUAUAAGAUUAUUACCGCUUUUGAAGGCAGCACAUGGCAGAAUCGUUACCGUAUCUUCUGUAGGUCAUCAACUCAUACUUUUCAACUGCAAUCCUGGCUCGCAGUUUAAUUAUUGGCCAGAUGCCUUUUUCAUGUGGUGCAGAUAUGCCUUGGCUAAGACCGCAUCCAUUCAAUUUACAAAGAUGUUGGCUAUAAAGCAUCCUGAUAUCCUUUCGGUAUCUCUUCAUCCUGGGCUAGUAAUGAACACAAAUCUUUUUAGUUAUUGCACAAGACUUCCAUUUGUAGGAAUUUUCUUUUGGAUUCUGUUUCAAGUAGUUGGAUAUUUCUUCGGCGUUUCAAACGAACAAGGGUCUAUAUCGACAUUGAAGUGUGCACUCUCACCAGAUCUUUCAACAGAAUUGGAUAAUGGUGCUUAUUUCACAACUGGUGGAUAUAUGUCAACCCCAAGUCGCGUUGCAAGAAGCCUAGACAAUGCUGCAUCAACAUGGAUAUGGACAGUAAACGAACUUCGUAAUCGUGGACACGAAGUUUAA
Kluyveromyces marxianus DMKU3-1042 is the source of this 978-nucleotide messenger RNA. RefSeq names its product Env9p (gene ENV9). The record is from RefSeq and is a predicted model, not a curated record. Lineage: Eukaryota; Fungi; Ascomycota; Saccharomycetes; Saccharomycetales; Saccharomycetaceae. The coding region runs from base 1 to 978 and encodes 325 amino acids. The transcript has a single exon.